AUGUUUAGCAAUGCAUUUCCAAGAGUUAUGCACCAGACGAAGAUUUUAAAUAGAAACUUUAAGUUUGAUAAAAAUCAUUUGGAUAAAUUUAUCAUCAAAAGAGGAUUCGCGUUUACAACAAAUAUACCAGAUAAAGUUCAAAUAUCAUUAAUUCAAGUUGAGAAGAAAAUAGAAAUAAAUCUGGAAGAAAAUGUUUCGAAAACAUUGCAACAUUUAGGUGUUGCAACAACAGGAAUAAAACAAACAGUUGGCUCUACAUACGGAGGAAAUUAUAAAUUGAAUUGGAUUCAACCUCCUAGGAAUGUUUUAGUAGUAAAAAAACCAAUGACUAAAGCCACAACUGAAGCUUUGAUGGGAAUAGUAAUGUGGUUAAAUAAAAGGUAUCCAAGUAUCAAUGUUAUACUUGAGCCUGAUGUAGCAAAAGAUUUUGAAAAGGAAUUGCCAUUCGUAUAUGUUAUACCUCCAGGAAGGAAAGAUGAAUAUACAAGAGCUGUAGAUUUUGUUGUUACAUUAGGUGGAGAUGGGACAAUUCUACAUGUUUCAUCAUUAUUUAAUCAUUGUGUACCACCAAUUAUUUCAUUUUCAAUGGGAACUUUGGGGUUUUUAUUACCAUUUCAUAUAAAAGAUUACCAAACAGCAUUAAAUGAUGUGAUUAGAGGUGAUGUAUCGUUAUUGUUACGUAUGAGACUUGCUUGUUCAGUAUGGGCUAAAAAUGGAACAAGAAUCAAAAGAACCAGUGGAUUAGAAAUUGGUGAUAUGCAAGCAAUGAAUGAAGUAAAUUUACAUCGAGGACGGUAUCCACAUUUAACUAAUAUCGAAUGCUUUGUUGAUGGACAAUACUUGACUAAUGCUGUUGCAGAUGGAUUGAUCGUUGCUACACCAACUGGUUCAACUGCAUAUUCUUUAUCAGCUGCAUAUUGCUAUUAUUUAGGUGGACCGAUAAUACAUCCUUCGGUACAAAAUAUUUUGCUAACGCCAAUAUGUCCAAGAUCUUUAUCUUUUAGAACUAUAAUAUUACCACCAACAUCCAAAAUUCAAAUGAGGAUAGGUGAAGAAAGUAGAGCACCAACUGAGGUGACUGUAGACGCUACAGAAAUUUGUUUGUUAAAUAAUAGAGAAUAUUUGGAAGUGCAAAUGUCUCCAUAUCCAAUACCUUCUAUAAAUCGUGUUAAUGAAGGUGUAGAUUGGGCAAAGGAUAUUAAUGAGUUGUUAAAAUGGAAUCAAAAUUUUGUCCACAAAUAA
This is a messenger RNA of Entrophospora candida, 1242 nucleotides long. Lineage: Eukaryota; Fungi; Glomeromycota; Glomeromycetes; Entrophosporales; Entrophosporaceae. The record is from the annotation of a GenBank genome assembly.